Ogataea philodendri is the source of this 2398-nucleotide messenger RNA. RefSeq lists its product as uncharacterized. Gene Ontology annotation, biological process: mRNA export from nucleus. Gene Ontology annotation, cellular component: nuclear pore. The transcript has 2 exons. Gene Ontology annotation, molecular function: structural constituent of nuclear pore. Lineage: Eukaryota; Fungi; Ascomycota; Pichiomycetes; Pichiales; Pichiaceae. The annotation marks the transcript as partial. The record is from RefSeq and is a predicted model, not a curated record.
AUGGAGUCUGGUCUCGUUCGCGUGGAUCUUCCUCGUCAGACUCCAGUAACGCCUGCGACUUCUUCUGCUCCUUCAGCUCACGGAUCUGGUGCAGCUGGUCAAGGAUGUUAUCCUCCAGAUCGGAAAGAACCGGCCGGAAAACCGGCCCAAGCGGACGUGGAUAUUGUCUGUUCGUUUUUCCAGUUGGACCAGCAGUUUUUCUCGCAGCCCGAAGUGGUCGAGAAGCUGUUGGCGAAAGUGAACGAGUUCCAAGAGCUGGGGGCCUCGAAACAGGUGUUGGAGCUCGACUAUGAGCAGUUUAGACACUCUGUUUCGAAGAAAAUUGAAAAACUCACCCAGGACACUGACACAAAGACUAAGGAGGCCGAGGAGCUUCGAAAACAGCUGGAAGUUGUCCAACAGGAACAGUCCCAGACGGACGAAGCCGACAAGGAGAAGGACCAGAAGUUGGCCGAGCUCGAGUCACGCGUCGCCCAGGAGACAGAAAACAAGGCCACCGCAUACCAAUUGCUCGACAAAAAACAGCAGGAGGUGGUGGAAUUGGGCCAGGAGAUUGGCCGGCUGUCUCAGGUCAACAAGACUCUGCGCGACCAGGUGUUUGAGGCGGAAAGUGCUAAAGAAACUGCAUUAUCGGACUCCCUUAAGGCCAAAUUUGAGACUACGAGGUUGGAGCAGGAACUUCAAUUGACCAAACAGACGUCGUCGUGGUUCGAGGCCGAACUGAAGCGCAAGGCUGACGAGUUGGCUCGUCUGCGUGAGGAGAGUCGGAUCGAGAAAACGGCUUUGCAGAGUGGCCUGGAGAACCUGAAACAGGAACACUCUGUGGCGAAAAGUUCUGUGCAGAGUCUUAGCGACUCUCUGAAGGAGAUCAGCGUGAAACACAACCGCACAUUGGUCGAGGUGAAGAAGCUUACCGACAAGCUUGCGUCGCAGCAGCAGGAAUUUGCAGAGGAAAUGGCUAGUAAAGACCGGCUCAACAAGCUGUUGGAAAAAUCGGCCGCCGACCGCAAACAAAGAAUCGAAGAGCUCGAGACGUUGUAUUCUGAGCUGUGUGAAAAAGUUGCCAGUGAAGAAGCCGACUACAAACACCAGUUCGAGACUUUGCAAGGACAAUUGACUGCUAAGGACCUGGAAUUAAGAGAAAUGGAAACCACGGUCGCCAACUACACGGAUCUGGACACCACCAAUGUUCUUGGAGAUCUGGGUAGAGGAAAUAACAUUACUUUAACUCCAUCGUCACAAAAAGUUAUAAAGAGCAUGGGAGACAACUAUUCGGUGACUGAACUGAUUUCAGAGACUAACCGUUUGCGGAAAGAAGUUUCCAAAGAGAAACGUCUUCGUACUCGAGUUGAGACGGAGUUGAGCACCAUUUUCAAAGAAUUGGAGGCCAGAUUGCCGCUGCUCCAAUCGUACAAGGACAAGUGUGAGGACUUUGAAGCCAGACAAACGCAAUUGAGCGCCAUUGUGGACUCCAUGAAGAAAGAGAACAGUGUUCUUGUUGGCCAAAAUGAUGCUUUGCGCAAGAAACAGGACGAGACUCUACUACAAGUCCGUGAGCUGUCCCAAUACAACACCGACCUGAAACGACAGGUUGGUGUUCUUCUUGCACAGGUGACUCUACGUGGAAUGGGAGACGAUCCAUUGACCAAGGCCGAGAAGGCGCAGCUCGGGGACCUGGUGGAACAUCCAGAACAAACAGAUACAGCGAAACUAAUUUCUGAGAGACUUUCAACGUUCAAGGACAUCCCAGAGUUGCUGGAAAAGAACAAGCAAUUGUUGGCUGUUUCCAGAAAACUUGGCAACGAGCUUGAAAAUGGAGAAAACGACACUCACGACGAGGAAAACGAGGCGUUGGAGAAGGCUUCGCAGGCCAUUCUAAAACUCCAAGAACAGCUGCAACAAACAGAAACUCGUUUGGAGGCGGUGACUAAUAGCAGAGAUAUGCUCCAGAAACUGGUUGAAGGUCGCGAAACGGAGCAUAAUACAUCUUCUGUGGAUGUGACGCGGUUGCAAACUCUGGCUGAAGAACAACAGAAACAGAUGGAGUCUCUUAAACAGGAGUUUGGAGUGACGAUCGAGAACUUGAACAUCCAAGUUCGCGAUCUAACUGCAGAAAAACUCCAGUUGUCGCUCGAUUGGUCGCGCUCGAAGUCAUCGUACGAACUGCUCGAGGAGCAGAACAAGUCUGCUGCUUACUUGCACGAGAUUACCAAGGCCGAAGUCAAGGAGCUCAAGAGAAACUCGGCUUCGUUGCAAGAAAACCUCACCAAGUUGGAAGCACGGAUCCAAGAGCUCACAGAGGAGCUAUUGAGUUCCCGUAGCUCUCAGAGCGGUCUUGAAGCCCGCGUUAAGGCACUUACUGCCGAGAAGUCUCUCUGGCAAAACAUGGAGUCCAGAC